This is a messenger RNA of Funneliformis caledonium, 1906 nucleotides long. The record is from the annotation of a GenBank genome assembly. Lineage: Eukaryota; Fungi; Glomeromycota; Glomeromycetes; Glomerales; Glomeraceae.
AUGACUCGUUACAUGCUCGCAAUGGCUCUUAGUGCCUCAGCCUGGGCCUCUAUUCCAGAAUAUAUAUUGUCAUUAAAACUUUUAUUUUAUUGUAAUAAUCCAACAGAUUAUUCUAUUAAAAUUAUUUCCAAUCCUAAGGACUUGAGUAUUUUAAACUUUCUUAAUUAUCUGAAAGAUAAAUUGGUAUUCACAUCAGACAGCAAACAAGAAGUCCAGGAUGCGCUUACAAGAACGGUCGAAAGGGUUAUUGAUUCGCCUAUUGAAAUUGUUGAAUUUUUUGCGGAAUUGGACAAGGAGUUUGAGGCAAGGCAAAAUCGACGAAAUCUCGAGAUGUCUUAUGAUAAUUAUAGCUCCGAACUACUACAAAAGUCUGGUGAUUUAAAUACAUCGAGACUUUCAUCUUAUUAUAUGACAAUGUCUGCCGAAUUUCACGAAAAGGGAGAAUCAACUUCUGAUCAAAGCAAUUAUGUUUCAAGAAAAAGACGAGAUGUUUGUUUUAAUGAGGAGCGAACAAUAAAGAAGCAAUAUCAAGAUGGAUAUACUGCGUCACCUUCACUUGAUAAAAAUGAACAAGAUGCAGAUUUUGCUGUUGAACAGGAUACGGAUAAAAUGUAUUACCAGGAUCUGUCAUCAGUUAAGACUUCAUUAAAUUCGGCUAUCGAAAGGCCUCUUAAUAGUGAAGGUGCGAUAGAUGUUGAAGUCCCAAUCUCCAAGCGACCUCAAAAGGCAGUUGCUUCUAAGAGUAAUAAAAAUAGAAAUGAAGAGUCGGUUGAGGAACAUAUUUCCCAAGAAGAUUUGUUAAACUCGGUGAACGAAACAUCCAAUACCUUCAAGCAAAUAGAGUUCCCAACGUAUUACGAUAAACUAAAAACCAUAUGGAACACUUAUUGUGAACUAGAAUCGCUGUUCGAGAGACUAUCGUUAGAGGAUGAGAAUGAACAUAUGAGUAAGACUGCACAAGAAUAUAUGAUGCUGUUCGACCAAAUUAUAGAAGAAUCUUCGGAUGAAGAGGGAGAAGAGGAUGCGGAGGAUGUUGAAGAGGGGUAUGCGGGGAAUGUUGCUGAAAAUGGUAUCGAAAUUGAAGAUGAAUCUGCUUCCGAAAUGGGAAAAAUAACACAUAGUUUGAAUGGAACAGCCAAAAAACUUCGAUUCCUAUCAAACACCAUUCCCAUUCCGGUGCAUGACUAUGAUCAAUCCCAAUUUCCAGACGUACAUAUUAUUAAAAGUGUUUCCAGCCACUUAGAUGCUGUCACUAAAAUGAAAGGCAUUGUGAAGAACACUACUGAACGAUCAUGGACAUCGCAUAUUUUAGCUUAUCUUUUUUUUAUUACAUUUAGUUUUCUUGAUUCCGUGCAAUAUUUUUCUUGCGAGCGGACUAUUUCUACGAAGAUGGAUUCUCAACCUACAGAUUAUAGAGCGGAUGGAGUAGCUGAAUUCUUUGAACGUCCAAAACAAAUCCCGUUGUUUCUGCUUGAAGUUUCUGGAGGCCCUGGUGAUCCGGAUCCCGAUAAGUUCAAAACCGAUAGGCACAAAUUAAUGAGUGAAGGCGUCUUCGCUCUUAACAAAUUUAUGACGAAAACAGAACUUCCAACAUGGAACGUUCGUAAAACAUUGGGAAUUUUCCUUGCUCAGGCAUUUGGUGAUGAGCUCGAGAUCGGUCAGAUUAUUUAUAUUGGUCCAGGAUUAUACCUAUUUUCACCAUUUACGAUACCUAAUCUAAUUAUUCCAACUUCCGCUACUAAUUUGGAACACGUGCCUCGAAUAAUUCGAACAUUAUUAUGUUUGCGAUAUAAUGUUGUCAAGAAGAUUGAAAAAUUCAAGAAAUUCGAAAGAAGGGGACAACGUCGUAUCAUGAAACCCAUAACUAAAUAUGCUACCGGGGUUUCACCAGGCCGGCUUAGAACUU